This is a messenger RNA of Perkinsus marinus ATCC 50983, 240 nucleotides long. RefSeq lists its product as hypothetical. Bases 1 to 240 code for a protein of 79 amino acids. Lineage: Eukaryota; Perkinsozoa; Perkinsida; Perkinsidae. The transcript is spliced from 2 exons. The record is from RefSeq and is a predicted model, not a curated record.
AUGUUCCCUCCCUUGCUAACCUCCUCUGCUGAGGCCAUUAUCAAUGGCAUCAUCAUUGAUAAUGAUGCUUCGGAAAUUGCCCCUCCUUUCCUUGGUAAGCGACCAGCCUUCCUCUGGACACCGGGAAUAGAGACAUGCAACAGUCACGCUCAUGGGACCAUGACGGUAAGGUAUGAUAAGGAGCGACCGGAUACCCCAGACGGAUGUUUCUUGACAACUGAUGAACGCAAGUCGGUGUGA